AGCGAAGCGUCAUUACCUUGCUCGACCAUUGGCAAAUAUUUUCUGAGCUUUUUUUCACCUGCCUCGUCCAUCCCCAACCACAAACUCCUACACCAGCCCAGUCUCCCUUUCCUCAACCCUCAUCCUCCAUCACAAGAAGCUUUCUGUUUCUUUCUUCCUUGCCAUUCCCACCUUCUACACCCUACUCUGUAUUGUAGAAUUAUCUUUCUUUAAUUAGAUCAAGAUGCUCGCCUCGCGCAUGUCCAGGGCUCUGCCCAGAGCUUCGCGCUCUGCAGGUCUCCUGCGCAAGUCCGCCGUUCCCGCCCUGUCUCGUUUCCAAUCAACAGACGGCAAGGUCCAGGGCGCCGUGAUCGGUAUCGAUCUGGGAACCACAAACUCUGCCGUGGCCAUCAUGGAGGGCAAGACCCCCAAGAUUAUCGAGAACUCAGAGGGUGCCCGCACAACACCAUCAGUGGUUGCUUUCGCCGAGGAUGGUGAGCGUCUCGUCGGUGUCGCUGCCAAGCGUCAAGCAGUCGUCAACCCCGAGAACACCCUCUUCGCCACCAAGCGACUCAUCGGCCGCAAGUUCACCGACGCUGAGGUCCAGCGCGACAUCAAGGAGGUUCCUUACAAGAUCGUCCAGCACACCAACGGAGACGCCUGGGUGUCCUCCCGCGGCCAGAACUACUCGCCCUCGCAGAUUGGUGGUUUCGUCCUGCAGAAGAUGAAAGAGACUGCCGAGGCCUACCUCAGCAAGCCCGUCAAGAACGCCGUCGUCACUGUCCCUGCCUACUUCAACGACUCCCAGCGUCAGGCCACCAAGGACGCCGGUCAAAUCUCGGGUCUGAACGUCCUCCGUGUCGUCAACGAGCCCACUGCUGCUGCCCUGGCCUACGGUCUGGAGAAGGAGGCUGACCGCGUUGUCGCUGUCUACGAUCUGGGUGGUGGUACUUUCGACAUCUCCGUCCUCGAGAUUCAGAACGGUGUCUUCGAGGUCAAGUCUACCAACGGUGACACCCACCUUGGUGGUGAGGACUUCGAUAUCCAGCUUGUGCGACACAUGGUCCAGGACUUCAAGAAGACCUCUGGCCUCGACCUGUCCAACGACCGCAUGGCUAUCCAGCGUAUCCGUGAGGCCGCUGAGAAGGCCAAGAUCGAGCUGUCUUCCUCCCUGCAGACCGACAUCAACCUGCCCUUCAUCACUGCCGACGCCUCUGGACCUAAGCACAUCAACCUGAAGCUCACCCGUGCUCAGCUUGAGAAGAUGGUCGACCCUCUCAUCACCCGGACCGUUGAGCCCGUCAAGAAGGCUCUCAAGGAUGCCAACCUGCAGGCCAAGGACAUCCAGGAGGUCAUCCUGGUCGGUGGUAUGACCCGUAUGCCCAAGGUCACCGAGGUCACCAAGAGCAUCUUCGGCCGUGACCCCGCCAAGUCUGUCAACCCCGAUGAGGCUGUUGCCAUUGGCGCCGCCAUCCAGGGUGCCGUGCUCUCCGGUGAGGUCAAGGACCUCCUGCUCCUGGACGUUACUCCUCUGUCCCUGGGUAUCGAGACCCUGGGCGGUGUCUUCACCCGUCUCAUCAACCGCAACACCACCAUCCCCACCAAGAAGUCCCAGGUCUUCUCCACUGCCGCCGACUUCCAGACCGCUGUCGAGAUCAAGGUCUACCAGGGUGAGCGUGAGCUCGUCCGUGACAACAAGAUGCUCGGUAACUUCCAGCUUGUCGGCAUUCCUCCUGCCCACCGUGGUGUCCCCCAGAUCGAGGUCACCUUCGACAUUGACGCCGACUCGAUUGUGCACGUCCACGCCAAGGACAAGUCCACCAACAAGGACCAGUCCAUCACCAUCGCCUCCGGAUCUGGUCUGUCUGAGAACGAGAUCGAGCAGAUGGUCCAGGACUCUGAAAAGUACGCCGAGGCCGACAAGGAGCGCAAGGCUUCCAUCGAGGCUGCCAACCGCGCCGACAGCGUUGUGAACGACACCGAGAAGGCCCUGAACGAGUUCGCCGACCGCCUGGACAAGGCCGAGGCCGAGCAGAUCAAGGAGAAGAUCACCUCCCUGCGCGAGUUCAUCUCCAAGAGCCAGGCCGGCGAGGGUACCCUGACCGCUGCCGAGAUCAAGGAGAAGACCGACGAUCUCCAGAUGGCCAGCCUGAACCUCUUCGACAAGAUGCACAAGGCCCGUGCCGAGUCCGGCGAGCAGCAGGCCCCCAACAACGAGGGUGCCGCCGAGGGCGAGAAGAAGGACGAGACCAAGUAAAUCUAGUCUCGGCAAAACCGGAUCAGCGACGUUAUUAUACCCCUUUCACGCCAUUUCGUGGCCAUGUGUGUCUAAGCAGCGCGGGAGCAUGAUAGACCUACUUUCCUAACCUCUGUAUCCACCCUGUACUCAUAUACUCCGCACCUCCUCAGGCUACCUCAUGGACGGCCACUCCUCCUUUCACGCUACUUCAUACUGUGUCUAAUCACCAACUGGGCGGUGACGGCGUUCUGAGCAUCAAAACAAAACUCUUCUUUUGCGUUCGAUUUUUUUUUUGGUCGGGGCCCAGAUCAUUUGACGAAAAAGGAUUCUGAAUGACACUACGACGGCAUGGUUUUGGGGGGACAAAGAUCUCUCAAAAAUGUGUGUACAAUUGUUAGAUGUUGAUGACAACGCAAGAUAAUAUGACAACCCCCCUCAACCAUCUUGGCUCAAG
This is a messenger RNA of Diaporthe batatas, 2672 nucleotides long. RefSeq lists its product as uncharacterized. Gene Ontology annotation, biological process: cellular response to unfolded protein; protein refolding. The transcript is spliced from 3 exons. The coding region runs from base 224 to 2236 and encodes 670 amino acids. Gene Ontology annotation, cellular component: mitochondrion; cytoplasm. The record is from RefSeq and is a predicted model, not a curated record. Gene Ontology annotation, molecular function: ATP binding; ATP hydrolysis activity; misfolded protein binding. NCBI's taxonomy places the organism in Eukaryota, Fungi, Ascomycota, Sordariomycetes, Diaporthales, Diaporthaceae.